AUGUCUUUCCAGGUUUCUGUUCAGGCACCCUGGAGAAACAACAAUAUGACCUUUUUAAAUAAAGACCACCCAGUCUCUGAACAAGGAGAAACCAUUAUUGGCUUUUAUCUGCUCACUCUGGGGUGGAUGUCUUGGAUUGGGAAUAGCAUUGUAAUUUUUGUACUAUAUAAACAACGAGCUGUUCUUCAGCCCACGGAUUAUUUGACAUUUAAUCUGGCUGUGUCUGAUGGCAGCAUUGCUAUCUUUGGUUAUUCCCGUGGCAUCAUUGACAUUUUCAAUGUGUUCCAAGAUGAUGGUUUCCUUGUAACAUCAAUAUGGACUUGUCAGGUUGAUGGAUUUCUGACACUGCUGUUUGGCCUCUCCAGUAUUAAUACACUCACAGUGAUUAGUGUAACUCGCUAUAUAAAAGGGUGCCAUCCCAACAGAGGGCAUUGUAUCAGCACCAGCAGCAUCUCUGUUGCUAUUUUUCUUAUCUGGACAGCAGCUUUGUUCUGGUCACUGGCCCCAUUCUUGGGAUGGGGGAGCUAUACAGACCGGAUGUAUGGAACAUGUGAAAUUGACUGGACAAAGGCCAACUUCUCAACCACAUACAAGUCCUACAUUGUGUCCAUUUUCAUCUGCUGUUUCUUCAUGCCUGUGAUGGUCAUGGUUUUCUCAUACAUGUCCAUCAUCAAUACAGUCAAGUCAAGCCAUGCAUUGAGUGGAAUGGGUGACCCAACGGAUAGGCAGCGGAGGAUGGAACAAAGCGUCACCAGGGUCUCCCUUGUUGUUUGCACGUGUUUUAUUGCUGCCUGGUCCCCGUAUGCCGUCAUUUCCAUGUGGUCUGCAAGUGGUUGCCCUGUACCCAACCUGACCAGCAUCUUUGCCAGCCUUUUUGCAAAAUCAGCCAGCUUCUAUAACCCUAUCAUUUACUUUGGGAUGAGCUCCAAAUUCCGAAAGGACAUCGCUGUCUUGUUCCACUUUGCUAAAGAGAUCAAGGAUCCCGUGAAGCUCAAACAGUUCAAGAUUCUCAAGCAGAAACUGGACAGCUCUCCUUCUCAUGGAGAAGAGAAGGGUGCAAUAGAUGCUCAGCCUGCUCUGCAUUCUGAUUCUGGGGUGGGGAGUCAUCCUAAUACUCCUCCCCCAGUAAAUAGAAAAGGGUAUUUUGUUGUUUUUGAUAACUGGCCCCAAAAUCCUGACUUCGAAUGUGAUCGACUGUGA
Python bivittatus (Burmese python) is the source of this 1200-nucleotide messenger RNA. Its product is annotated as visual pigment-like receptor peropsin. Gene Ontology annotation, cellular component: membrane. The record is from RefSeq and is a predicted model, not a curated record. Gene Ontology annotation, molecular function: G protein-coupled receptor activity. Gene Ontology annotation, biological process: G protein-coupled receptor signaling pathway. NCBI's taxonomy places the organism in Eukaryota, Metazoa, Chordata, Lepidosauria, Squamata, Pythonidae.